GCGUAACCAAGCUUGAGUCGACCGGAUUGCAAGUGAUGUAUUUCGGGGGUGGCUAUCUCAUGUUCUCGCCAAUCGCAGCUGAGGUGAUGAAGCGCAAGGGCUACAAGUUUACCAUCCUCAUGGGUCUUUCCCUCUACAGUUUGGGCGCUAUCUUCUUUUGGCCCGUGGCUCACUUCUCCAAGCCAGCCAACCAGAAGGCUUCCUUCGGAGGCUUCCUCGCAUGCACACUCGUUAUUGCUUGCGGUCUUGCCACUCUCGAGACUGCAGCCAACUCGUACGCUGUCGUCAUUGGUCACCCGGCAACUGCUUCAGCUCGUCUCCAGUUCUGCCAAAGCUGGAACGGCGUUGCUUCAUUCGUUGGACCACUCAUCGCUUCCAAGGCUUUCUUCACCGGCGCAAACCAGCAUAGCUUGACCAAUGUUCAGUACGUCUACCUGGCUGUUGCUUGUGCUGGUGCGGCAGUCGCAGUCCUGUUCUUCUUCUCCAAGCUUCCUGAGGUCCAAGAAGCCGCUGUUCGCUCUGCAUCUAUCGCCGCCGGAGACUCGGAAGAUGUGGCUGUCGACUACUAUGGCAAUGUGAUCACCCAGAAGCCACUCUACAAGGAAUGGAAUAUGAUUGGUGGUUUCAUUGCACAAUUCGCCUACGUCGGUGCCCAGGUCACCUGCGCUUCGUUCUUCAUCAACUAUGCUACCGAGAACGCGACAUUCAGCAGCGCCCAGGCCUCCAAUAUGCUUUCUUACGCUCUGAUCACUUUCACUGUUGGUCGAUUCAUUGCCACCGCUCUCGCCACUGUCUUUGAGUCCAACUUCCUCCUGGUCAUCUACGCAUGCUGCGCCAUCGCUCUCAACGCAUACGUCGCUGCUGGUUCUGGAACUCCAGCCGUUGCGGUCCUCAUUUGCAUCUUCUUCUUCAUGGCCCCCAUGUACCCGACCAUCUUCACUCUCGGUACUGCCAACCUGGGCAAAAACACUCGACGCGGUGCAGGAAUCCUCGUCAUGGGCGUGUCUGGCGGGGCUGUUUUUCCGCCGAUCCAGGGUGCCAUUGCCGACGCUGCUAGCACUCGUGUCUCUUACAUCGUCCCACUUGUUGGCUUCGUUAUCGUCCUCGCCUACGUUGCCAAGCACUGGGUCGGCCACGGCUUCCACAUCCUACGUGUGAAGGGCGAGAAGAUGAUUGCUACUACACUCGAGGGUGGCGCUCUUGGUGGCGCUGUUCAGACCGUUCAUUGGGACGAGAAGCGUCUGUCGGUGGUCGACGUCGAGCAGGUGCGCAGAAACUCUUUGGGCCCCGUUAAUCCAGUGGACAUGGGAGGAUAUAGCUAUCAGGGCACUGAGCCACGCAAGGGCUCCAUGAUCGGAUAAUUGAUCGCAUCGCAGCAGCACUUGUCGAAGCAUUUACGUGGAGUUCACAAGAUUAUGAUGAAGAUGCAUGAAUGGGACACGAUAUGAUACCAAUCAGUUGAGAUUACGGCCACAGCUUGUACAUAGUCACAUUUACGGGUUCAUCGUUUCAGUC
Messenger RNA from Pseudocercospora fijiensis CIRAD86, 1515 nucleotides. RefSeq lists its product as uncharacterized. The record is from RefSeq and is a predicted model, not a curated record. The coding region runs from base 36 to 1361 and encodes 441 amino acids. Gene Ontology annotation, biological process: transmembrane transport. Gene Ontology annotation, molecular function: transmembrane transporter activity. The transcript has a single exon. Lineage: Eukaryota; Fungi; Ascomycota; Dothideomycetes; Mycosphaerellales; Mycosphaerellaceae.